GUUGCUCAUGAAAAUUGCUUGGGCUACUCUGGCUGACUUGCCAGCAAAUUGUACAUUAAUCAUAAUAGAUACUUCUUCCGAAUUUCGCGUGAUCAAGUUAGUGUGACCCAUAUGGUUGGGUAAUAUAUUUAAGUGUUUUUGCUUGCUUAUUUCUUGAAACAAAUAGUCUAAUUGAAGGGUUAGGGUUGCAAGGUACUUCACAAUUGAUUGAUUUACAGAAGAUUGAUUAUUCAAAGGAUUUUGAAAAUUACAGUAUUCUGAGCCUAUAGUUGUUGGGCAAACUAGUGCUUUAAAAAUCUGACUGAACAUGUUGCGUCGUAAAAGAAGGUGUCCAAACCACCAUAGCUAAAAUAUUUUUGCAGGGACCUGGUUGAGUAAUAGGGUGCCGUGCACACCUGGGGAACGACCCGAAAUGACCCGUCCCCUGAAAGUCCAUAUUUGUGUGCCUCACUGCCUCCCUUAACGAGUCGCACAAAUUCAAAACUCAGUUGAAAGUUCACUACUCUGAACUAUGAGCGCGAUAACUUCUCAUAAAUGUUACAAUUCAAAAAGAACAUCGUUGAUUAGCUACUAAGCGGACCGAUUUCGACUCAUUCCUGAAAUGUCAAUUUAUAAUUAUUAGCAAGCAUUGUGUUGCCAAUAAUGAAUAGGCCCCAUUGCAGUGAAUGUUAUAGAAUGUAGAACAAAUGAUUUGGUGUUCAUAGCCAGGGAGGCAGAGCCUCAUUUUCUGUAGCGCCCUAAUUUUUAAAGUAAAGAAAAUAAUAAUUAUUAUAACAAUAUUAAUAAUAAAAUAAACUUUAAAUGAAAAGAAAAAAAUGGCAGUUUGCCCACCAGAUUGUGCUUACUGGAACUGCGUGCACAUAGUGGUUUUAAAUUUCACGUGACUUCACUGCAUACAAAUUCGUUACUUUACUGCGCCAUCUGUUGCCGACUUGUUGUAGCAACUCUGAUAAUUAUGUCCACAACACAGCAGCACAACCUCGGUGCCUAGCCGCAAAAACGCGACGUCCUACAUUUGCUCGCUUGGUCGUCAUUCCUUUGAAGAAACACUCUGAAAUGGACCGCCUACAUUUAUUCGUCAGAAGCGCUAUUCCGCCUUCGCUUUCUCCUGGGAUCCGUACAUCUACUCCAGCCAGGCACAAUUUUUUCAAGCAUGCCGCCUCAGCCAAAGAAGAUUGGGACGACGUUGUGGUGACCAAGGAGAACACGCCGGUCACCUUGGCUUGCUCCGACCGGCUGCUCAAGGGCUCCGUGAAGCUGGAGUGGCAGUGGAAGCCCGACGGCCAGGACAAGUGGAGCCUGGUCCUGUCGGCCAAUCAAAGGCAGGAAUUCAGGGGCGGGGCGUCGAAGGCGGACAUGCGUCUGGCGGACCCGCACUUCCAGACGUCGGGAGACUUCUCGCUCCGCUUCAGGCCGCGCGCCAGCGACGGCGGCCGCUACCGCUGCCUGGUGGACCUGGGAGAGAAGAAGGAGAGGGAGAGGGUCACGCUGCUGGCCAUCCUCAGAGUGGCGGUCGGCCCCGCCCUGCCCGUCCCGGCGGACGGCACCCUGCGCCUGGUCACGGAGGUGUCCCCCUCCGAGGCGGUCUCCGAAGUGGCCUGGUUCUCCCCCCGGGACCUCCCCCUGCGCUCCGAGACUUUGCCCUCGGGGGCGGUGGUCUGCAAGCUGCCCCACUUCGGCCGGGCCGACCAGGGCAACUACACCUGCCAGGUCCGGCCCCGGGCCGGCGCCAGGCGGCACCACUUCCUGUUCACCUACGCGAUUGCGGCUGACGUUUCCAAGGCAGCAAAUUUCACAAGCUUGACUAAUGGCACUGCGGUCUCCACAGCCUGCCUCUCUCGAACCCCGGUCCCCCUCUCGUGCACCGCCGUCCCCGGCGACUACGUUCUCCUGUACUGGCAGCGCCCCGACCGCAGAGACAUGGACCGCGUCUUCGCCUACGACCGCUGGAGGCGCGACCGCACCGACCGCACCGUCCGCACCGUCCGCACACCGUCCCGCCUGCGCCUGGCCAACCCCGCCGCGGCCAAGUCCGGAAUCUUCUCCUUCGUGCUGGAGCCGGAGCUCCAGGAGGGGGGCGUGUACCUCUGCGAGGUCUUCCUGAACGACCACGUCUUCAGCCACGCGACCAGGAUCAGCGUUCUGAGAGUCUACGCACAGUCCACGCCCUCCAUGCUGCGUGUGCCGUACCGGAGCGUCCGUCAGGUGUCCUGGGCCCACCAGAACCAGAGCUACAGGUGCCUGAGCUCCGCGCGGCGCCCGCAGAGGCCGCUGCCGCUCCGGCCCGGCGCGGCCGGGAACUACACCUGCGCCCUGGAGCUGAGGACCGGGAAGGUGAUCAGAGCAGUGUACACCGUCACACCGCCUCCUGCUGUAAACCCCAGUCUCUCCUCUCCCGUCAUCCUGUUCCCUCUCUCCGGUUUGGGGCUCCUGGUGCCCUUGGUCGCCGUGGCCCUUGGUGUGUUGCUAUGGAAACGAGGACAUCGUAUCACUCGCCCCCGUGCGGAGCAGUCUCUGUCCCACCACUCUGGAGAAGUAGAGAAUGUGUAUGAAAACCCUGAAGACCUGAGACAGACACCUGGCCAGAGUUCAGUGUAUAUGGACCUGAAGCCGACCAAUGACGACGAUGUCUAUAAGGAGUUGGAUCGAUAUGAACAGUGCCCUUGCUGACCGGCUGAGCUGUCCCCGACCGCUUGAAAGAUAUAAUUCCUUUCCAGUAUAGCUUUCUGUAAAAUACGUUUCUUAUGCAUUAACAUUUUGUUUGCUUGUUUAUUUAAUUACUAUCGAGGAUAAACUACCACAAACCUAUAUUUGGUCUGUAUUUUGGGAAUGUAUAACAUUACAUCUGAUUAAAAGUAUUUUAAGUCAGUCUGUGACCUGUAAAUAUUUUGUCUCUGAUUGGUGUGUUUUGUCUCUGAUUGGCGUGUUUUGACAUAGCCAAGUUUUUGGUGGCCCAUUAUGAAUUAGUCUUGUUCUAUUCGAUAGGUGAUUGAGACAAUCUGCCUUAUAUGAUCAAUCACCUGGGGGUUCGACUAGCCUUCACCGGGGGGAGAUGGAAAAUACUUGGGAGCCUAGCAGGUUGGCUAGCAUGUGGCAGGGUGAAAAUAAAGCAUUUCAUGACGACA
Anguilla rostrata (American eel) is the source of this 3125-nucleotide messenger RNA. It is a transcript of the gene g6fl, whose product is annotated as g6f-like. Bases 1057 to 2670 code for a protein of 537 amino acids. Lineage: Eukaryota; Metazoa; Chordata; Actinopteri; Anguilliformes; Anguillidae. The transcript has 12 exons. Gene Ontology annotation, biological process: T cell activation; interleukin-15-mediated signaling pathway; positive regulation of ERK1 and ERK2 cascade. The record is from RefSeq and is a predicted model, not a curated record. Gene Ontology annotation, molecular function: MHC class II protein binding; protein tyrosine kinase binding. Gene Ontology annotation, cellular component: external side of plasma membrane; membrane raft.